This is a messenger RNA of Colletotrichum higginsianum IMI 349063, 657 nucleotides long. RefSeq lists its product as uncharacterized. Bases 1 to 657 code for a protein of 218 amino acids. The transcript is spliced from 2 exons. The record is from RefSeq and is a predicted model, not a curated record. NCBI's taxonomy places the organism in Eukaryota, Fungi, Ascomycota, Sordariomycetes, Glomerellales, Glomerellaceae.
AUGCUCUUGGGCAACAUCAACCGGAACUCAAUUUUCUUGGCCCUGGUGUAUCUGUGUGCCAGCGGCCAAGGAGCUCGCAUCGUAAUUGGCUAUCGUGUAGUCGCAGAAGCGGAAGCCCGUAUAAUCAAUGAUAGAAACGCCCCGUUCAGAGAUCCGGCCCGCGACAGCGAGUUUGGAAGCCAGAUUGGCAAUGGCGUUUACCUGGGUAAGGCCAUCACCCGCGCGAGUUUGCCUGCGGUCACGCAUGGUUGGAUGACUACUGACCAGCACAUGUCCGCAGUCGACAAACCAGGGGGAUGGCGAGAGACUCGGGGGAGAACAAACUACCACUGCGUGUUCAAGGCAGACGAAGACAGAUUCGACGAUGCCGCCAAAGCCUGGGUUCCGUCAGACUACUGGGAUAAGGGCGAGGCGUCCAUUGCGCGGUAUAUCCGGGGGUUCGAUGAACAUCCAGACGAGACGGUACGCAUCUCGUACAUUGCUGGCUACGGGGAAGCUUUGCAGAUGCUCCUGCCGACCAGAAUGGUGAAUGCGGACACGCUAGACUUCUACGCUAGGUGUUUCCCAUCAAGGGCAGAACUGAUGGCGUAUGAAAACGAGAGUGUUGACUGGACGGAUUGGAAUCUUUAUGGAGAACCUGGUGAGCCUGAAUGGUAG